Messenger RNA from Acanthosepion pharaonis, 1245 nucleotides. NCBI's taxonomy places the organism in Eukaryota, Metazoa, Mollusca, Cephalopoda, Sepiida, Sepiidae. The record is from the annotation of a GenBank genome assembly.
AUGCUGUUUACUCAUUCUUUUUUUCCCUUUUUAUUUUCUUUACUUCUUUCUUUGUUUUUCCCUCUGUUACUUAUUUUCUGCGUUCGCUCGCUCGCUCCCUCUCUCCCUCCUUUUCCCCCUUCCUUUCUUCCCUUUCCUUCUCUCCUUUCAUUUCUUUUGUCCUUUCCUGCUCUUCUUUUAUUCAUUUCCUUACUCCCCCGCGUUUCUUCCCUCUUCCAUGUCCUUUCUUUCUUUCCUUUAUUUCUUCCUUUCUUCUUUUUUAUCCACUCCUUCACUUCUUCCCUUUCUCCUCUCCCUUCCCUUACGACUCUUUCUUCUUUCCAUCCUUUCGUCCUUUACCCUUCUUCUUGUAUCCACUCCUUCACUUCCUUAACUCUUUCCUUCUUCCUUCCCUUCUCUUCUUUCCUCACUUCCCUUCUUUCUUUCUUUCUUUCUUUUCGUCCUUUCCUCUUCUUCUUUUAUCCAUUCGUUCACUUCCUUCUUCCAUUCCUUGUCUUCCCUCCCAAACGACAUUUCCUUCUUUCCUUCCUUUCGUCUUUCCUCCUCUUCUUUUAUCCACUCCUUCACUUCCUUUCAUCUUUCCUUCCUUCUUUUCCCUCCCUCACAAUCUUCAUUCUUUCCCCCUUUUGUCCUUCCCCCUCUUCUUUUAUUCACUCCUUCACUUCCUUCUUUCUUUCCUUCUUCCUCCUUCUCUUACUUUCCUCACUCCCCUUCUUUCCUUCAUUUCACUCUUAUCCACUCCUUCUCUUCCUUCCUUCCUUUCAUUCUUCCUUCUUUCUUUUCCCUCCCUCACAACCUUCCUUCUUUCCCCCUUUUGUCCUUUCCCCCUCUUCUUUUAGUCAUUCCUUCACUUCCUUCUUUAUUUCCUUCUUCCCCUUUCUCUUACUUUCCUCACUCCCCUUCUUUCCUUCAUUUCACUCUUAUCCACUCCUUCUCUUCCUUCCUUCUUCCCUUCCUUCUCUUCCCUCCCUCACUACACUUCUUUCUUUCUUUCCUUUCCUCAUCUCCUUUUAUUCACUCCUUUACUUUCUUCUUUCUUUCCUUUUUCCCUCCCUUUUCUUUCAAUUUAUUCUCUUUCCCUUCUCUCACCGUCUCUCUUUCCCUUCUCUCACCGUUUCUCUUUCCCUUCUCUCACCGUCUCUCUUUCCCUUCUCUCACCGUCUCUCUUUCCCUUCUCUCACUAUUUGUUCUAUCUAUCUAUCUAUCUAUCUAUCUAUCUAUCUAUCUAUCUAUCUAUCUAUCUAA